Schizosaccharomyces cryophilus OY26 is the source of this 2980-nucleotide messenger RNA. Its product is annotated as HAL protein kinase Oca2. NCBI's taxonomy places the organism in Eukaryota, Fungi, Ascomycota, Schizosaccharomycetes, Schizosaccharomycetales, Schizosaccharomycetaceae. The record is from RefSeq and is a predicted model, not a curated record. Bases 654 to 2618 code for a protein of 654 amino acids. Gene Ontology annotation, biological process: protein phosphorylation; intracellular signal transduction. Gene Ontology annotation, molecular function: ATP binding; protein serine/threonine kinase activity. The transcript is spliced from 2 exons.
CUCAAUUGCCGGCUGAUGGCUGAAUUCAAUUCCGGACUUCGGUAGCACUCAUUAAACGAGCAACAUCAUUCGUUCAAUGGCCGCAUAUGUUAUGUUGAUCGUCAUUCAUCAAACUCAAUAGCUACCGCACCGGAUCAUAUAUUUAUUAAGAUUGCUACUUAACUGAAUUUACCUUUUCCCAAACUCUUCCUCUCGUAGUAGAAAUAGGGUAAAUCCCUGUAUCCUCAUAAAAACUCAGGAUCGUUAGACAAUAGAUUGAAUUGAACGGCGUUUAUUACUUUAAUAAUCCCUCCCUUUCAGGGGAACCUUUGACGUCUUCAAUUGCUUAUACCUUUGUUUACGUUUUGGCGAUUUCAUUCAAAACAAAUCAGGACUUGUAAAAAACGGUUACGUUUAUGUGCACUAUUUAGAUUCGGUAUCUUUGCACACCUGGUUCUGUUUCUUUUUGUUUUUCCUUGUUUCAUUUGUUGAUACCUUGUGUUUGAAGUUCUUGACCGUAAAAACACUUUUUGUUUAUUUAUUUCAUUUUUUCUAUUUUGACUUUUUUUUUGAUUUUCCCUCUCUCCUUAGAUUACUUUUUCCCCUUCUCUGAAUCGCGACUUAUAAUUUGUUGCAAUUGAUUCCUUGCAGUAAUUAUUUUCUGCCACUCAUAUAUGAUCGCUGUCUACAAUAUGUCUGAUAUACGGUCUGCUCCGAAAUUCUCUCUUCAGGAUGAACAUUCCGACGAAUCUUCCCCUUUAGAAAAAUCGUUCCAAGAUAAGGUUCAAGUAAAGGACAUCCCAAAGUCUUCAAUUCAAAGCGAGACUGCACCAUUUGGCCUCGAAGAUGUUGAAAACUCUGUUGAAAACUCUCAUGAGCCUAAUCAUCCUUUGCCCCGUGUUCAGUCUCCUAUACAAGUAAAAGACCACAUUGAUCCUAAACUUGCCGAAGACCGUUACCGGUCCUCCUCCGCAAAAAACUUUGAACCGAUUUCAAUUCCCAACUCGCAAAUUCCUUCAGACGAUGAGGCGGAUGAGAACGACCAUACGUCCUCUCAGUCCUCAGCUGUCUUUCGCCCUGGAAAUAGCCCCCUCUUCCUUCCUUCUCUUUCUAGGUCCGGUUUGUUAUCACCGAGUAAUGAAGAUGAUUCCGAUGAAAAUCAUCAUGAGUACAAACCUUCUUCUCCCAGUUAUCUCAAAGUUGCUCAUGAAUUUCCAUCUUCAGAGGAUUUAAUUGGUGAUCCCAAUGAUCCUUAUCGUCGAACCCGUAGAGCCCCGACCAAAAGUGAUCCUCGCGACAUUCCGUCCCAGUUUAUUUUCAAAAAACCAGACCACAAGCAUCAUCAUCAUCACCACCAUAAUCACCACAACAACAGCUCGAGCUCGCUGUCUCUGAAAUCGUUACUGCAUUCGCAUGACAAGCACGAUAAACAUGACAAACACGAUAAACAUGACAAGCAUGAAAAACACCACAGUUCAUUAGAUUUACGUCGUUUUUUCAAAUCUCACCAAAAGUCUGAUAAGAAAAGCGUUUCCAAGUCGAAAUCAAGCAGUAAUAUCGAAGACGAUCAUUUCGGUUUGUUUAAGAAGUAUGGCAAAUUUGGCCGCAUCUUAGGCUCAGGUGCUGGUGGUUCGGUUCGCAUUAUGAAACGUUCUUCUGAUGGAAAGAUAUUUGCCGUCAAGGAAUUUCGUUCUCGCAGACCAUCCGAAUCGGAGCGUGAGUAUGCCAGAAAGGUUACUGCUGAAUUUUGUGUUGGCAGUGCUCUUCACCAUACAAAUAUCAUUGAAACUCUGGAUAUUAUAGAAGAAAAUAAGAAAUUUUAUGAGGUUAUGGAAUAUGCACCGUACGAUAUGUUUUCGAUUGUCAUGAGUGGACAAAUGACAAUGCCUGAGAUCUUUUGCUGUUUUAAGCAACUUCUUUCUGGUGUCGCUUAUUUGCAUUCCAUGGGACUUGCCCAUCGUGAUUUAAAGCUUGACAAUCUCGUUGUUGAUGAAAAUUGUAACGUGAAAAUCAUUGAUUUUGGAAGUGCUGUGGUAUUUAAAUACCCAUUCGAAGCGGAUAUUGUGGAGGCGACUGGUGUGGUUGGUUCUGAUCCGUAUCUCGCUCCAGAAACAUUAACCAAAAAAUUGUACGAUCCUCGUUCUGUUGAUAUAUGGUCUUGUGCGAUUAUCUUUUGCUGUAUGGCGCUUCGUAGAUUCCCGUGGAAAUACCCAAAACUAACCGAUAAUUCCUUCCGUUUAUUUUGCAUGCGACCUCCUACACAAGGAAAUUUUUCUGAGGAUGAAGCUUUGAAAGAAAUUAAAGAGAGUGGAUUAGUCGACGUGGGUCCUCCGACCUAUAAAACGCCAGAUGUACAGCAACGCGCAUCUGAACACCAUGCGGUUAUCAGCGGCAAAGAAGAAGUGUACGGACCAUGGAGGUUGCUGCGUUUAUUGCCCCGCGAUACUCGUGCAGUCGUGUUGCAUAUGUUAGAGUUGGAUCCGAUUAAAAGAUAUGAUGUCCAUGAAGUGUUCGCUGAUGAGUGGGUUGCAAGCAUUUCCAUGUGCUAUAUGGAAAAUAACAAAGUGAUUCGUUCUCCUACCCAUCUUCAUAACCUUGUGUCUCCCGAAGGCUCUCCAUAUCCUCAUGUCAAACGGUAAGCACUCACAUAACUGAAAAACGGGUUGAAUGGUUGCUUAAGAGGUAUUUAUUAUAUGUAAUUUACCGCGUUCUGUUAAGUCCCUUUUUUUUUCUGUUGCUUUUUUUUUUCUUCUGUUUAUGACCAUCUAUUUCGGAUGGGACAUUAUUAAUAAUCAUUAUGCUAUUUAAGUUAAUGGAUUUUUAUCGAUCCACUUUAUUGUCUUUUCAAUUUUUUUAUUAUAAAAACGUAAAAGAAGUCUUGUGUGGGUUAAUACUUUAAGAUAAUGUUAUUUAUAAAUCUAUCUGGUUAAGAAAAAUCAGAUACAUUUUCAUGUUCUUUGAAUAUUAUUUAUGAUUUGCGCUUCAUUUACUUCAUCUGUGG